CAAGCUGCCCGGGAAGAGCCUGUCCCCGGCCCUGACCACCUCAGCCCCCAGCCACGUGUGCUCGGGAGACCACGACUACUGCAUCCCAGCUGCGUCGCGGGCGGAGAGCACCAGCAGCAGCUCUGGCAUGCAGCCCCCCACCGAGGGCGGCUCCCGCUGGAACGUCAAACACCACCGGGACAUCACUAUCAAACCCAUCUCCUCCUUAACCAAACGGACGCUGGACCAGACCAAGCCCACCCUGCCAGCCCCCCCAAACACCGUGGGGCCCAGCCAGGAACCCCUGGGGCCGGCCUGCCUAGCCCCCCUGGAUUAUCGGACUAGCGUCCCCAACAAGGCCACCGCCAGUUCGGAUGGAGCUAGUGAGUCCUCCUCUUCAUCUUCGUCCUCGUCCUCCCGAUCCCGCUCACGGUCGUUCUCCCCACCGCCCAAGCGGUGGCGAAGGUACCGCUCAAGAUGUUCCCACAGCUCCUCCUCCCGCUCCAGCUGUGGGUCAUAUGGCAGAUCCCGGGACAGGUCCUCAUCCUCUUCAUCAACAUCCUCCUACUCAUCCAGGUCCACGUCCCGCAGCCAGUCCCGCUCCCCCUCGCCUCGCAGGAGGAGUAACAGGCGGAGAAGAUACAGUUACGACGCGCAGGACCACUACCAAAGGCAGAGGAUCCUCCAGAAGGAACGUGCAAUAGAGGAGCGGCGUGUUGUGUUUAUCGGCAAGAUCCCCAGCAGGAUGACGCGGUCAGAGCUGCGGCACCGCUUCUCGGUGUUCGGGGACAUCGAGGAGUGCACCCUGCACUUCCGCUCCGAGGGGGACAACUACGGCUUUGUCACCUACCGCUAUGCCGAGGAAGCCUUUGCCGCCAUCGAGAGCGGGCACAAGCUGCGGCGCCCGGACGAGCAGCCCUUCGACCUAGCCCUGCGCCUUGUGCUCCGGCGGCCGCCGGCAGUUCUGCAGGAGGAACUAUGCCGACUUGGACUCAAACCGGGAGGAUUUCGACCCGGCCCCUGUCAAGAGCAAGUUCGACUGCGGCAGGCCCAGCGCAGCCUGCGGAGGUAG
This is a messenger RNA of Eurypyga helias (sunbittern), 1051 nucleotides long. Its product is annotated as peroxisome proliferator-activated receptor gamma coactivator-related protein 1-like. The transcript has 7 exons. The record is from RefSeq and is a predicted model, not a curated record. NCBI's taxonomy places the organism in Eukaryota, Metazoa, Chordata, Aves, Eurypygiformes, Eurypygidae. Gene Ontology annotation, molecular function: transcription factor binding; RNA binding. Gene Ontology annotation, biological process: positive regulation of transcription by RNA polymerase II. Gene Ontology annotation, cellular component: nucleus. The annotation marks the transcript as partial.